Molecule: messenger RNA, 1101 nt
Organism: Penicillium vulpinum
Lineage: Eukaryota; Fungi; Ascomycota; Eurotiomycetes; Eurotiales; Aspergillaceae
Product: Major facilitator superfamily domain general substrate transporter
Exons: 4
Coding region: 1-1101 (366 amino acids)
Biological process (GO): carbohydrate transport; transmembrane transport
Cellular component (GO): membrane
Molecular function (GO): carbohydrate:proton symporter activity
Source: RefSeq, a predicted model, not a curated record
AUGAGUCUCACAGAGAAGGAACGAGGGCCGGAGGUAGCAUUCCAGUGCAUAUUUCUUGUGAGCGGUUGCGCGUUCGCGUAUUGGGUGGACUUUGGCUUCACGCGCCUUGACAAUCAGAUUUCAUGGCGCGUUCCCAUCGGGUUUCAAGCUGGCCUCGCUGCUGUUUCGGGUGUGGGAAUGUUUUUGUUGCCGGAUACACCUCGAUGGUAUUACCUUCGCGGUCAUCUAGAGGAAGGAGACAAAAUCUUAUCUCGUCUCUACGACCGGCCUGUGUUGGACUCUGAUGUCCAAACAACGCGAGAGUCAAUCCUGAAAUCGCUUGAACUUGAGUCUGAGGAAACCAAAACCUUGAAUCCGAUAGAUCUCUUUUGGGAUCGAACCAACUUGCGGGUAGGACGACGCUUGCGCAUCGCUUUCUUGAUGUUGUCUAUACAACAGAUGAUGGGAAUCAAUGUAGCUGUUUACUACAGUGUCACUAUAUUCUCACAGAUUGGUCUAUCCUCUACGCUGUCCCAGCUUCUCGCUGCUGUUAUGAACACCAUUUUCGCAAUCGGCUCUCUCUUUCUUCCUUCGACUAUUGAGAUCUUCGGAAGGAGGAACAUAUUGAUGUUCUCCGCUGGAGGUCUAACAAUCUGUCUUUCUAUUUUUGUCGCAAUGAUCGGAUCCCAGGAUCCUACCCUGGCAAAGCAGUGGGUUGCAGUGGCCGCAAUAAUUGUAUCUAAUCUUAUGUUUGGAUAUGGAUGGAUUGGUGUUUGUUGGUUAUAUGGUCCCGAGAUCGCUUCACUACAAUUCCGUCACAUUGGAGGGGCCGCCAGUUCAUUCGGGGAAUGGCUUUUCUGCUUUAUCACGGCUUUUGCUGGAGGUAUUGGGCUCGAGAAAGUUGGGUGGAAGUUGUGGCUUUGGUGCCUCCUUUCAUGCGCGGUGGCUAUGCCGUUCGUCUACUUCAUGUGCCCGGAGACGACUGGAAAGACACUGGAAGAAAUAGAUUUAUUGUUUCAAAAGGCGAACGAGUCUCAUCAUAAUAACGCUGAUUCUCUCGAUGCACGUUCGAGUGAGAAGGAUGAGGUUCAUUAUGUUCACCAAGAGACUACUCCUGUGUGA